AUGCAUCGUGACCGACGACAUAUACGACAACUGAUUCUCCAAGCUGCCAGGAUACGAGCUACCGAUGUCUUAACACCAAAACAUGGAGAGUGCAAUCAUGAAAUAUUUGCUCCAUUUAGUCCCUCGCCUAUUGCUUUAAUUGAUGCAGUUUGGAACAAGAUUGAACUUUCACAUACACUUUUAAGAUCCGACGAUCUGCUAGUGGAUUUGGGCUGUGGCGAUGGCCGAUGGUUAAUCUCGGGGGUCCAGCGAUUUCAUUGUAGCGCAUUUGGAGUGGAAAUUGACGAGAAUCUUGUCAAGAAAGCAAAGGAACAGAUACAACAAAAAGAUCUUUCGCACAAAAUUCAUGUUGAGCUUGGGGAUAUCAUGCAGGUUGACAUUUCACAAGCCAAAUUAGUGAUAAUCUAUGCAUUUGCAGAGUCACUUAAAGGAAUUGCAGAGAGGUUAAGACAACAAUUAAAGACAGAUGCAAACGUUCUGUCGAUUGGGUUUCGAAUUUUACAAUGGAAGCCAUACUGGAGUGAGCGUAACAAUGGACUUCGUUGGUAUCUCUACCGCAUUAGAGAUUGUCAAUAG
Messenger RNA from Plasmopara halstedii, 576 nucleotides. RefSeq names its product FAM173 family. Gene Ontology annotation, cellular component: mitochondrion. Gene Ontology annotation, biological process: peptidyl-lysine trimethylation; positive regulation of proton-transporting ATP synthase activity, rotational mechanism; regulation of mitochondrial ATP synthesis coupled proton transport. The record is from RefSeq and is a predicted model, not a curated record. The coding region runs from base 1 to 576 and encodes 191 amino acids. Gene Ontology annotation, molecular function: protein-lysine N-methyltransferase activity. The transcript has 2 exons. NCBI's taxonomy places the organism in Eukaryota, Oomycota, Peronosporomycetes, Peronosporales, Peronosporaceae.